GAUUACUGAUGUAUUUUUUUCCCUUUUACAGAUAAUGGCAUCAGCUGCUAAAGAAUUUAAAAUGGACAACUUUUCACCUAAAGCUGGCACAAGCAAAUUACAACAGACAGUACCAGCUGAUGCAUCUCCUGAUUCUAAGUGUCCUAUAUGCUUGGAUAGAUUUGAUAAUGUGUCUUACUUAGAUCGCUGUUUACAUAAGUUCUGUUUUCGCUGUGUACAGGAGUGGUCAAAAAACAAAGCUGAAUGUCCACUGUGUAAACAGCCCUUUGAUUCUAUUUUCCAUUCUGUGAGGGCAGAAGAUGACUUCAAGGAGUAUGUCCUGAGGCCUUCGUAUAAUGGAUCUUUUGCCACUCCUGAUGCUCCACGGUUUCGCUAUCGUACAACUAUGACAAAUCGAAGUGCUUCUGUUUAUUCACCUAGUAGUACUGUGAAUAGAAGAACAACAACUCCACCAGAUAGUGGAGUACUAUUUGAAGGGUUAGGCAUUUCAGCAAGACCUAGAAAUGGUGAAAUUCCUCAAGGUAGGCAGUUUCCAGUAAGGAGGCCAACUACUACAGAUGAAAGAUCUUUGCGAAAAAUUCAAGAACAAGAUAUUAUUAACUUCAGACGAACUCUCUAUCGUGCUGGUGCUCGUGUUAGAAAUAUUGAAGAUGGUGGUCGCUGCAGGGAUAUUUCAGCUGAAUUUUUCCGUAGAAAUCCGGCUUGCCUUCACAGAUUAGUACCCUGGUUAAAACGCGAACUUACGGUUCUUUUUGGAGCUCAUGGAUCUUUAGUGAAUAUUGUCCAGCACAUCAUCAUGAGUAAUGUUACUCGCUAUGACUUGGAGAGUCGAGAAUUUGUGUCUGACUUAAGACCAUUUUUACUUAAUCGGACUGAGCAUUUUAUACAUGAAUUUAUCAGUUUUGCUCGAUCUCCAUUUAACAUGGCAGCUUUUGACCAGCAUGCUAAUUAUGAUUGCCCUGCUCCUUCAUAUGAAGAAGGUAGCCAUUCGGAUUCUUCAGUCAUAACAAUAUCUCCAGAUGAAGCUGAGACCCAUGAGUUGGAUAUCAAUGUAACCACUGUCAGUCAGGCACCAUGGGAUGAUGAAACUCCAGGGCCAUCUUACUCAAGCUCAGAGCAGGUACAUGCUGCCAUGUCUUCCCUUUUAAAUACUUCUGAUAGUUCAGAUGAAGAACUUGUAGCAGGAAGAGCCCCGUCUCAGAUACAAGGAGUACAAGCUAAUGAAGACCUAAAUAAUGACAGUGAUUCUUCUUCAGAUAAUUGUGUCAUUGUUGGGUUUGUUAAACCACUAGCUGAGAGGACCCCAGAACUUGUUGAACUGUCCUCUGAUUCUGAGGAGUUAGGCUCUUAUGAGAAAAUGGAGACAGUGAAGACACAAGAACAAUCUUACAGUUCUGGUGAUAGUGAUGUUAGUAGAUAUUCAUCUCCACGCUCAGUCCUUGGAAAGGACGAACAGAUAAAUAAAGGUCAUUGUGGUUCUGGUAAAAGAAACAAGUCAAAGAAGGAAGAGAAACACUCUACGUCAUUGUCGUCUCCUAGAGACCUGAGCUCAUCUCUCAGAGGAGACAGAGUAUACUCCCCUUAUAACCGUAGACAUAGGAGGAGGGGAAGGUCAAGAAGUUCAGAUUCACGUUCCCAGAGUAGAAGUGGCCAUGAUCAGAAGAAUCGUAGAAAGCAUCAUGGGAAGAAAAGGAUGAAAAGCAAAAGAUCCAGAAGCAGGGAGAGUAGCAGACCUAGAAGUAGAAGAGACAAAAAGAGAUCAAGAACUAGAGAUAGCAGCUGGUCAAGAAGAAGCCAAACUCUCUCUCUAAGUAGUGAAAGCACAAGCAGAUCAAGAUCUCGUAGCAGUGAUCAUGGUAAAAGAAGAUCACGGAGCAGAAAUCGAGAUCGUUAUUAUUUAAGAAAUAAUUAUGGAAGCAGAUACAAGUGGGAAUAUACUUACUAUAGUAGAAACAAGGACAGAGAUGGCUAUGAAUCAUCAUACAGAAGGAGGACUCUGUCCAGAGCUCAUUAUUCCAGACAAUCUUCAAGUCCAGAAUUUAGAAUUCAGUCCUUUUCUGAAAGAACAAAUGCUAGGAAAAAAAAUAAUCAUAGUGAAAGGAAGUAUUACUACUAUGAAAGGCACAGAUCAAGGAGCCUAUCUAGUAAUAGAUCAAAGACUGCAUCUACAGGACCUGAUUGGGUAAGAAAUGAAAAGCCUGGAGGGAAACGAAAGUACAAAACACGGCAUUUGGAGGGUACUAAUGAAGUGGCUCAAUCUUCUCGUGAAUUUGCUUCUAAAGUAAAGGAAAGUCAUUACCAAAAAUCUUCAUCAAAAUUAGAUGGAAACCACAAAAAUGAGAGUGAUAGCUUUUCAGACAGCCGGUCAUCAGACAGAGAGACAAAGCACAAGAGGAAAAAAAGGAGGACCAGGAGCCUGAGUGUAGAGAUAGUGUAUGAAGGGAAAGCUACUGAUACGACUAGACACCAUAAAAAGAAAAGGAAGAAGCACAAGAAGAAGCAUAAGAAACAUCAUGGGGACAAUGCCGCGCGCUCACCAGUUGUAAUUACCAUUGACAGUGAUAGUGAUAAGGAUUCUGAAGUGAAAGAGGGUACAGAAUGUGACAAUAGUGGUCCUCAAGACUCUUUACAAAAUGAGUUUUUGUCUCCUCCCUUUGAACCAUUUGAAGCUAAAGAUAUAGUUACAAUAGAAGAUGAAUUUGGCCUCCUAGACACGGGGUGUAAUAUUGCCACGCUUAAUAACAACUUGAAUCAUGCCAACAAAACUGUGGAUAGUAUUCUACCCCAGGCAGCUUCAGUCGAGCAAACUCGUGAUGUAAGAGAAGAGAGUACCUUUGCCUCUGAUUUGGAGAACCAGCCCAGUACUGUCUCUGUUCAGACCGAGCCAUCAAGGCAAUUGCCAUCUCCACGGACAUCAUUAAUGUCAGGGUCUCUUGGUAGAGACCGUGAUACGUCUUAAAACUGCCAAAGCAUCUCAUUGAGAAUUCUGAUGGAAAACAAAAACAAAAAACAGUUGCAUCUACUGCAGUCUAUUUAAAGAUGACUUUUGGUGAAAACUCUUUUCCCCCCUUAAAAAUAUUUUAAGUGAUUUUUUUUGUGUGUUAAAAAUUUGUAAAAAUCAUUAUUUGUUCGAAACGUAUGUAUGUCCUACCCUCAGAGAUAUGCACUUUUAAGUGAGGAAAAUGAUAUUGCUAGCAGUUUAUUUAAAACUUGGGAUCCUUUUUAAAUAAAAAAAUAUAAAUUUUAGAAGUUA
Molecule: messenger RNA, 3253 nt
Organism: Suricata suricatta (meerkat)
Lineage: Eukaryota; Metazoa; Chordata; Mammalia; Carnivora; Herpestidae
Gene: TOPORS
Product: TOP1 binding arginine/serine rich protein
Exons: 1
Coding region: 35-2959 (974 amino acids)
Biological process (GO): protein monoubiquitination; protein polyubiquitination
Molecular function (GO): ubiquitin protein ligase activity; metal ion binding
Source: RefSeq, a predicted model, not a curated record